Lotus japonicus is the source of this 2980-nucleotide messenger RNA. RefSeq names its product peptidyl serine alpha-galactosyltransferase-like. Bases 155 to 2599 code for a protein of 814 amino acids. Lineage: Eukaryota; Viridiplantae; Streptophyta; Magnoliopsida; Fabales; Fabaceae. The transcript is spliced from 8 exons. Gene Ontology annotation, molecular function: glycosyltransferase activity. The record is from RefSeq and is a predicted model, not a curated record.
GAUCCAUCUUAUAUACAAUUAAAAAUAUAAAUCCCCAGAUUUUGACUUAACCAGCCAGCACUCUGUGUGCAGAGAUGGAGAUCAAACACAGGGAAUGAAAUUCAGAUCUUUUGAGCCAUACCUAUUUCACAUCUCAGCCUGUAAUUGAGCUUCAAUGGCGAAAGUUGGGAUUUUACUGGUGUUUGUGAUUGUGGGCAUUAUUGGCACUAGUGAAGGUGCAAGGAAGGCACCAUGGAGGGUUCACACUCUUUUCUCUGUAGAAUGUCAGAACUACUUCGAUUGGCAGACGGUGGGACUCAUGAACAGUUACAGGAAGGCCAAGCAACCAGGACCCAUCACUCGUCUCCUCAGUUGCACUGAUGAGGAGAAGAAGAAUUACAGAGGGAUGCAUUUGGCACCAACCUUUGAGGUUCCAUCCAUGAGCAGACACCCAAGAACUGGUGACUGGUACCCUGCAAUAAACAAGCCUGCUGGGGUUGUACACUGGCUCAAACAUAGUAAGGAUGCAAAAAAUGUUGACUGGGUUGUCAUUCUAGAUGCAGACAUGAUAAUCCGAGGCCCAAUUAUACCUUGGGAACUUGGUGCACAGAAAGGAAGACCUGUUGCAGCAUAUUAUGGGUACUUAAGAGGCUGUGACAAUAUUUUGGCUCAACUGCACACAAAACACCCAGAACUGUGCGACAAAGUUGGCGGGCUUUUGGUCUAUCAUAUAGAUGACCUGCGAGCUUUUGCUCCCCUAUGGCUUUCAAAAACAGAAGAAGUACGGGAAGAUCAGGCUCACUGGGCAACAAACAUAACUGGUGACAUCUAUGGGAAAGGAUGGAUUAGUGAGAUGUAUGGAUACUCUUUUGGUGCCGCAGAAAUUGGACUUCGGCACAAGAUCAAUGAUAACUUAAUGCUCUACCCAGGUUAUGUUCCUCGAGAGGGAAUUGAGCCAAUUCUUCUUCACUAUGGGCUGCCAUUUAGUGUAGGGAAUUGGUCAUUUAAUAAACUGGCUCACCAUGAUGAUGGAAUUGUUUAUGAAUGUGGCCGGCUCUUCCCAGAACCUCCCUAUCCCAAGGAGGUAAAGCAGUUGGAACUUGACUCUAAUCGAAGACGAGGACUGUUUAUAAGUAUAGAAUGUAUGAACAUUUUAAAUGAAGGUCUUUUAUUACAACAUGCAGCAAAUGGUUGCCCUAAACCAGCAUGGUCCAAGUACUUGAGCUUUUUGAAAAGCAAAGCUUUUGCUGAACUAACUAAGCCAAAAUAUGUGACUCCUGCUACUUUACAAAUGAUGGAGGAUACUGUAGAGAAACAUGUUGAUCUUGCUGCUGGAAAGCCGCAUCCCAAAAUCCAUACAGUUUUUUCCACGGAGUGCACAACAUACUUUGAUUGGCAGACCGUAGGACUUAUGCACAGUUUCCGUACAAGUGGACAGCCUGGAAAUAUUACUAGACUUCUUAGCUGCUCGGAUGAAGACUUAAAGCAGUAUAAAGGCCAUGAUCUGGCUCCCACACAUUAUGUUCCUUCUAUGAGUCAACAUCCAUUAACCGGAGAUUGGUAUCCUGCAAUUAAUAAACCAGCCGCAGUCCUUCACUGGCUUAAUCAUGCAAAUAUUGAUGCUGAAUUCAUAGUGAUUCUUGAUGCUGAUAUGAUCUUGAGAGGCCCAAUCACACCAUGGGAAUUCAAAGCUGCUCGUGGUCAUCCUGUUUCAACUCCUUAUGACUAUCUUAUUGGCUGUGACAAUGAGCUUGCAAAGUUACAUACUAGCCAUCCUGAGGCUUGCGACAAGGUUGGUGGCGUAAUCAUUAUGCAUAUAGAUGAUCUCCGGAAAUUCGCUUUGCUAUGGCUGCAUAAAACUGAGGAGGUUCGAGCUGAUAGAGCUCAUUAUGCAAGAAAUAUAACAGGAGACAUAUAUGAAUCCGGGUGGAUUAGCGAGAUGUAUGGUUACUCUUUUGGUGCUGCAGAGCUGAAGUUAAAGCAUACUAUAAGCGAAGACAUACUGAUAUACCCAGGAUAUUUUCCUGUACCGGGUGUCAAAUAUAGAGUUUUUCAUUAUGGAUUGCGAUUCAGUGUCGGGAAUUGGAGCUUUGACAAGGCAGACUGGCGAGUGCAUGAUAUGGUCAACAGAUGCGGGGCCAAGUUCCCGGACCCCCCAUCGCCGCCAACACUUGGUCAAGCUGAUGAGAAUUUCCAGAGAGACCUGCUCAGUAUCGAAUGUGUGAAGACACUGAAUGAAGCAUUGAAUCUGCAUCACAAGAGAAGGUGCAACAGUGACAAUUCCUUAUUGAAGGAUGAGGGAAAAGAUGAAAGUGUAAUCAAAAGGGAACUCGGUAACAUUGGUGCAAGUAUUGAUUCAACAAGCAAUAAUAUCUCAACAAAUCAUUCUUCAGAGGAAUUGGCGAGUGUUCAGAAAGACGAGAUGCCUAGUUCCUUAAGGUUUUGGGUGAUAUUCUUGUGGGCGUUUUCCGGAAUCGGUUUCUUGGUUGUGAUUUUUGUGGUGUAUUCAGGUCACAGAAGAACAAAAACAAGGACAAAACACCAUAGUAGAAGGAGAAGAAGCUUGCAUUCAGGAUACAUGGAAACGAAUGGACGUGACCGGCACAGCCGCGAUGUGUAAACAAUGUGCUCUUUUUCUUUCAUACAGCGUAAAGCUCAUUGGUCAGAUUUUUAAACCUGCCAUGAAGGGUAAAAAGCUUGUUUCUUAAGUAUGACUUGGUUCCUAAAAGGCAAGCCUUUCUGACCGUCUGAGAUGACUUUCCACUUGAUAUCAUGUUGAGAAGUCUCACAUCGUCUAAAGAUUAGAUUGAGAAUUUGCAAGGGAACAUAUCUUCUAUUCGUUAAUUUGAGAUUGCUUUGUACUAUUAUUAUGUAGCAAGAAAUCAUGAGGUCUUAGAAAUGUAGAGCAAGAAACUGAAGCCGACAGCUUCAAACUGAACUUGGGUUUUCCUGCAGAAUAUGUGAAUUGGAAAUAGUGCAUACAUUUACUUUUUGGCUAAAA